AUAAAUUUUACUGAGAUCAGUAACAAUGGCAUCCUCAAAUCAUAAAAUAGGCCCAUCCUUGGAUGUCUAUAAAUUAUUUCUAUCAAUAUAACAUUUAACCAGCACAACUAUAGGCAACAAGGAAAUGGCCUGCCUCUUGUUUGCGGUUCUAGUACUAGCUAUUAGCCAUAACAUGGUCCAGGAGGUAGCUGCAGCAGCAAGCCCUGGUUCCAGGGCUCCAUCAGUCUUGCCAAGUGCAGCCAGAGAAUUCCUGGCAGCACACAACCAAGCAAGAGCUGCAGUUGGGGUCGGACCUCUCAAGUGGAGUACGCAACUAGUCAAUGCCGCCAGCCUCCUCGCGAGAUACCAAAGAAACAAAAUGGGUUGUCAGUUUGCAAACCUGACAGAUCACAAGUACGGAGCAAACCAGUUGUGGGGUAGUGGAGCUGCAGUUACCCCAGGAAUGGCAGUGGAUACAUGGGUGAAAGAGAAGAGUUACUAUGAUUAUGCUAGCAAUUCUUGCGCACCGGAUCAUAUGUGCGGAGUUUACAAGCAAGUGGUUUGGAAGAACUCAUCAGAGCUGGGGUGUGCUCAAGCUACAUGCAAGGACCAAACCAGCUUAACUAUUUGUUUCUAUAAUCCUCCAGGAAAUUAUGUAGGAGAAAGGCCAUACUAAAAUAUCAGCUAUGUUGAUCUGAUCUUAAGAUUUUCUUUUAUAUGUUUUUGAACAAAGUACUAUAUAAAUAUUAUUCAGUUAAGUUUGAGGA
This is a messenger RNA of Gossypium arboreum, 746 nucleotides long. RefSeq names its product STS14 protein-like. NCBI's taxonomy places the organism in Eukaryota, Viridiplantae, Streptophyta, Magnoliopsida, Malvales, Malvaceae. The record is from RefSeq and is a predicted model, not a curated record. Bases 125 to 655 code for a protein of 176 amino acids. The transcript has a single exon.